AUGGCAGCUCAGCUCGUCAGGCCCCAGCGGCUCAGGCGAACUGCCCAAUCAGAGGUAAGGGCCAAAAGGUCUGCCGGUGGAACAAAUGACCCAGGCGUCUCUUCGUGUGCAUGUGUCUGUGUAGUUGCACCGUCAUACCGAACCGGCGCUGAUCAGAGGCGGCCAGCGAGUGAUUGGGACGAGACAUCUCUGUUCACGGAGUUAGCGAGAGAGCCAACGAGCGAACGAGCGAACCAACGAACGAGCGAACAAGCGUCGAGCCUCGGCCGGUGUGCACUCUGGACUGGUCAGAAGGAGGCUGAUAACCACCAGUUUAAGAGGAUCGGCGAAAAUCUCCGUCUUCUGGCGCGCUGCUUUGCUUCAAUCGUCUUCUUAAUAUUUGGUCCGAGAUUUUUCCGUCCUCCACCGCCACUGCUACUCCCACCGCCACCGCAAUCGUGUCCAUCAUCGCUGUCGUGUUGCCAUCAGCCUCGCUGUCGCGGUCACCGUAGCCGGGGCGCCCCCCGCGGCCUCAUCCGCAGCUCUACCUGCCCACUUUGCAUCCUCUCAAUCUCUGGCUCGUCUUGCCCGACCGAGGGUGUGGAGGGCAAAAGGCAUGUAAUUUGGCUUAUCUGCCUGACAAGUUUACCAGAAGACACCUGGAAAACCAAAGGCCCAGCUCGGUCUGAGAGUUUGAAGUCUGCAAAAAAGGUAAUCACGAACAGGCAUCACGGCUCUCUCGGUUACUAA
Protopolystoma xenopodis is the source of this 729-nucleotide messenger RNA. The record is from the annotation of a GenBank genome assembly. Lineage: Eukaryota; Metazoa; Platyhelminthes; Monogenea; Polystomatidea; Polystomatidae.